UUCAAGCCUUCUUUGAUUAUUUUCUCUCUUUUAUCUUUCUUUUCAGAUUCCUUCGGUCUGUUUUUGCUUAGCAAUUCUUUAUUGAAUUAAAUUAGUGAUUUAAGCGCGAUUUUGAUUAAUCCUCCUUGUGUUUACAAAUUUAUUGGUUCAUUAAUUCAAAUAUAAAUCAGGCAACACUACGUGUUCUAUAGGUGUCAUGGCAGAAACGGCGAAGGACAGGAUGGAUGGCGAAAUUGGUUGUGGUUUUAUGGGAGGAAUCUUCCAACGCCGGAGCUACUGGCCGAGAAAAACCUCCGUGCAUUCACUACCGGCAGACAGUAGCAAUGAUAUUUCUAAGAGGGAAAGAAGCAGCUCUGGAGAGUCUCUCUCCAAUUUAAGCAAUCCUCCACCAAAACUCCGUCAACAGCCGGCAAGGAACUCUACCUCUGUUCAUCCCAGGCCUUCAAAUUCUCAAAGACGAGUUAAAGGUCAAAGACCUUCAGAUGCUGCAAGAAGCUCAACGUCGUCCUCCACCACCACCAGUUCAGGCCAAAUAAAGGAGCCAGAGUCCUUGGAGUCCGGCGAUGAAAGAAAGCCAAACAGAGAGCCCGCCAGAAAAUCCAGAGAGCUUUCUAGGAUGCCAAUUGAUUCCCAGCAAUUCAGUGAAAGCAAAGUCCUCGUUCGAGCAACUUCAAGCAAUGUGAUGCUGUUAGGCCACCUGGGUAACUUGAGGCAGACAGGGAAAAGCUCUAUGCCUAACCCCAGAAAUGGCUUUGGGAAAAUUAGUGGCAACGCUAAUAUGGGCAACAUUGUCAGGAAGAACAGUGACAAAUUCAGACAGUUUCAAGGCGUGGGGAAUAAAUUAGAUAAUCCCGAGGCGUUUAAGUGUAUGGGAAAUGAGGCAUUUAAGCAGGGUAGAUAUGAUGAGGCCUUAGCUCUUUACGAUCGAGCAAUAGCUCUCGACUCAAACAAGUCCAGCUAUCAUAGCAAUAAGAGUGCCGCUUUGAUAGGUCUAGGCCGGCUUGUGGAGGCCAUCAUUGAAUGCAGAGAAGCUAUUCGGAUCGAGCCUUCAUAUCAUAGAGCUCAUCAUCGUCUUGCUAAACUGUAUCUCAGAGUGGGAGAAGCAGAGCAGGCAAUAUAUCACUACAAACACUCGGGCGCUUAUGCAGACUCAGAAGACAUAGCCCAAGCUCAGGCUCUUCAGAAACACCUCAGCGGCUGCAACGAGGCUCGUAAGCUAAAAGAGUGGUACACUUUGCUAAAGAACACCCAGGGUGCAAUAUCCUACUGUGCUGACUCAGCACCACAGGUCUACGCUCUACAAGCCGAGGCGUUGCUGAACCUUCAUAGACAUGAAGAUGCCUAUGCCACCUACCAGAAGGGACCAAACUUCAGCAAUGAUUUUUGUGCCAAGUUAUUUGGCCGUCCUGGUAGUGCUUACAUAAUGAUGAUUAAGGCACGGGUUUUCUUGGCAGCUGGCAGGUUUGAGGAUGCUGUGGAGGCAUCCCAACACGCAGCUCGACUCGAUCCGAGCAACGAGGAGGUGAACGUCGUGGUGAGGAAAAGCAGAGCAGUGACAUCAGCUAGAUUGAGUGGUAACCUGCUCUUCAAGGCAUCGAAAUUCUCAGAAGCGUGUGUGAUAUACAGCGAAGGACUAGAAGAUGAUCCCUACAACUCGGUUUUGUUGUGCAACCGGGCGGCCUGCCGGUCCAAGCUCGGUCAGUUUGAGAAAGCUGUUGAGGAUUGCACCGCAGCUCUUAAUGUCCGGCCUUCUUACGCCAAGGCCAGGUUACGACGGGCAGACUGCAAUUCCAAGUUGGGAAGGUGGGAAGCUUCAGUUCGAGACUACGAGAUGCUGAUAAGAGAGAGUCCUGGUGAUGAGGAGGUGGGCCGGGCAUUGUUUGAGGCCCAGGUCCAGCUUAAGAAGCAACGCGGUGAAGACACUGAUCAAGACCUAAAAUUUGGGUCAAAUUUGAUCUUCAUCACCAGUAAUGAACGUUUCAGACACUUUGUAACCUCACCCGGGAUGGCCGUAGUGCUCUUUUGUAAGAAAACGAACCACAAGCAUGAGUUGCAAGCCCUAGAGCAAGUUUGCAAGAGAUUCCCAUCUAUUAACUUCCUCAAGGUUGAGAUCGAAGACCACCCCUACUUGGCGAAAUCAGAGCGUCUGAGCUCCACUCCGGCCUUCAAGAUAUACAAGAAUGGAGCACCGGUGAAGGAAAUUCCAGGCAACAACCGUGAACUGUUAGAAAGUUCAGUCAAACUGUACAGCAGCUGAGGGUAUAUACAAUUGUACAAAGAGCAGAAACACAUAUAGUUUGUGCAUAGGCAUGGGAUGACAGGGAGCAUCGAUUCACGUUGAUCAAAUAUGCUCUGUUAAUUUGCCGGCAUUGCACAGAGAGUAGAAAAGGUUGAGACUUGAGAAGGAAGGAAGAUCAGCUUGGUGAUAAAUUAGAAUGUGAAGAGAGAUUUUAGAGUGUUUUUUUUUUUUUUUUUUUGUAUGGCUUAAUGAUUUUACUAUUUUGCUUUUCAAUGUGUUUGCAGCCCUUUGUUCUCGUACGACACUUGUUUCACACCUUAGCAAAUGAGUUUAUUUUGCUAAUUUAAAUUCAAUUUGUGUGUUGAAAGAAAUAUUGCUGGCAGUUGAGUU
This is a messenger RNA of Alnus glutinosa, 2629 nucleotides long. Its product is annotated as inactive TPR repeat-containing thioredoxin TTL3-like. Gene Ontology annotation, molecular function: protein binding. The coding region runs from base 197 to 2257 and encodes 686 amino acids. The transcript is spliced from 7 exons. Lineage: Eukaryota; Viridiplantae; Streptophyta; Magnoliopsida; Fagales; Betulaceae. The record is from RefSeq and is a predicted model, not a curated record. Gene Ontology annotation, cellular component: cytoplasm.